UGACAGUAUCAGCUGUCAAAUCGUAUGGGUUUUUGCAAUUAUUUCAGCUUAGUUCUGCUAUUUUACUUUAAAAUGCCUCAAUGUAGUGCGUUAAACUGCAAAAACAGAGGAGUACAUUUAUUUCCUAAGGAAAGUAAGCGCAGAAAACAAUGGGAAUCGGCGUUACGUAUUAUAAACUUUAAGGCAAGUAAUACUGCACGAUUGUGUGCUGCACAUUUCACAGAAGAGGAUUAUUAUGGCAAAAGCAAAUAUACAGGUAAUGAACCACUCGCCAAAUUUCUUAAAAAGACUGCUGUUCCAUCGGUUUUCUGCUUUACUAAGGUAAAACCAGAAAAUCCAGCUGCCCUUGAACGACAGCAUCGUUUUGAGAGAAGAUGUAUAAAGAAACUAUUUCAAGAAUCUCAUACUAGUGUCACUAUAGAAACUGAAAGAGACCUUACACUGGCAAUAGGUCGUGAAGAAGAAGUGAACAAUGAAACCACUUCAGCAGCAUGUUCACAUAGUGCACCUGAAUUUGAUACAAAAACUACUCAAGUUGACCAUGAACACACAUAUGGGUCUAUUAAUAGGAAUAAGAAUAAUGAUACCUUUAUUAAGUUUUACACAGGAUUUGAAUCAUAUAAAAAAUUUCAGUUAGUGUACUCAACUCUGAGCCCAAUGGUUCACAAAAUUAGGUAUUAUGGCGGCUCUGUGAUAAAUCUGAGUGCAGAAGAUCAGUUUUUUUUAACAUUGAUGAAAUUAAGACAAAACAAAUGUAAUUUUGAACUUAGUAUGUUUUUUAAUGUCAGUCAAAGUACUGUAUCAAAUAUUUUUAUCACAUGGGUAAACUUUAUUUAUCAAUUGUGGAUAAAAUUAGAUAUUUGGCCCAGAAAAGAAUUAGUCCAAUAUUAUAUGCCCAGAAGUUUCAAAAAUUAUGAUUCAACUCUCAGAGUAAUAUUAGAUGGAACCGAAAUAAAAGUUCAAAAACCAAAGAACCCAAAGUCUCAGCAAGCAUCUUGGAGUAGCUACAAACAUGCAAACACAUUGAAAAUAUUAGUUGGGGCAACACCUGGUGGGCUUCUAUCAUAUUGCUCCCAAGCUUAUGCAGGAUCAAUAAGUGACCGGCAGGCAGUGGAACGAAGCGAACUUCUUAAAAAAUGCAAAAGCGGCGAUAGUAUAUUGUAUAGGCUGACAGAGGUUUCACUAUACAGGACAUGUUUGCAGACAAAAAUGUGUCUGUUAAGAUUCCAACAUUUUUGAAAGGAAAAUCUCAGUUGCCUGGCCUGACAGUAAUAAAAGAUAGAGAACUGGCAAAUAAAAGGGUUCAUAUAGAAAGAAUUAUAGGGUUAACAAAAACAUACAAAAUUUUAAAAAAUGAACUAGACCAUAGCUAUGUUCCAAUAGCAAGUAAAAUCUUUUUUAUAUGUUUUAUGUGCUGUAAUUUUAGGGAAAGUAUUAUGAAUAAUAUUAAAUAAAAUUCUACAUUUGGACUGUUUUUUUUAUGAAUUGUAAAUAGUCUUUAUGUAAGUGUUUAUUUAUAAUAGCAGGUACUAAGCUAUGUAGCUUAAAGGUUAUCAAAUUAAUUAACAUUUCAUUGCUAACAAAAUCGUACAACUUUUAAAAAAUUAACUAGACCAUAGCUAUGUUCCAAUAGCAAGUAAAAUCUUUUUUAUAUGUUUUAUGUGCUGUAAUUUUAGUGAAAGUAUUAUGAAUAAUAUUAAAUAAAAUUCUACAUUUGGACUGAUUUUUUUAUAAAUUGUAAAUAGUCUUUAUGUAAGUGUUUAUUUAUAAUAGCAGGUUCUAAGCUAUGUACCUUAAAGGUUAUCAAAUUAAUUAACAUUUCAUUGUUAACAAAAUCGUACAACAUUUUAAAAAAUUAACUAGACCAUAGCUAUGUUCCAAUAGCAAGUAAAAUCUUUUUUAUAUGUUUUAUGUGCUGUAAUUUUAGAGAAAGUAUUAUGAAUAAUAUUAAAUAAAAUUCUACAUUUUGA
Molecule: messenger RNA, 1970 nt
Organism: Melitaea cinxia (Glanville fritillary)
Lineage: Eukaryota; Metazoa; Arthropoda; Insecta; Lepidoptera; Nymphalidae
Exons: 2
Coding region: 25-1239 (404 amino acids)
Source: RefSeq, a predicted model, not a curated record